GAAGGCUUCAGUAAGCAGCCCUCUUUCGGAGUCUACAGCGAUUUCAACGCCUGCAAUGGAAGGGCGUCUUGCUUGUCCCAGAGCACAUUUAAGGAUAAUCCCAAUACUGCCAUCACUUUGAAUAAUUAUAACGUGUUUACGAUAAUUGUGAAUGGAGAAAAAUUUGUGGUACCUGAACAAGGCGUUCACGCAGUCGCCACAUCUGGGAGUUCAUCCAGUAUUUGCGUGGAGGGCAGACGGUUGUAUUAUUUUGGUUGGGUCAUCCAAACUUUCUGUAAUGCACUGCCCACAUCGUCUCGACGUCUGGGCUCAUCCAAAUCUCGCCGAAACUGUGUACGGACUGUGCGGUAGUUUCAACUAUUACCAGAGCGACGAUUUCACUGCACGUGGAGGCAAAGUUCACCCUCUUACCUACUGGCCCCUUGCUUUCUGUCAUUCUUGGUUGGCCUUUGAGCAGCCCAGGUCGCAGUGUUUCGCAAAGUGUGAAAAGUGCAACGAAUUGGCUACAAUCGACCCUUGUCUUGCAUCAGAAAACCAAAGGAAAGGAUACUUAGAUACUUGUAGGAGGUUUCUUUCAGUGGCAGUGCAACCAGAACAAUUCGGUCAUAAUGUAGACACUUGUAUGUUCGAUAUUUGUAUGAUGUAUCAGAGUGGCAAGAGCGCAGCAGAAGUUGAAGAAUGGCUGAAGGAAGUGCAGAAUAUUGCCCGUAUCGGCAAGAAAAUCCUCGAUAACAACAGAGAACUAGGGUUUGAAAGAACAGGCUUCAAACCGAUGGCAGCGCCUGGAGAAGAAACUUUGCCUUGCCUUGAAGUUGACAGUGUAACAAAUAGCGUUUCGACUACUUUCGUAGUUUGGACAAUCUAUGGGGAUGUCACCACAAUUUAUCCUAAUUCUACAAGAUACAAUGUUAUAACUUCUACCUCUGGUAUAUAUUCAACAUAUACUGUAACUGUUACGUCGGUUACUACAUCUCGAGUUGACUCUACUGCAGUGACAACAGCAUCGUCAAUCACUACGUAUACGUUGACUACUACAAGAACUGAUGUAAUAGUUUCUUCAACAGUACUAACCUCUACCACAACGUUAGUUCAGACAACUGAAAUAACAAUUUCGAGGCCCAUAACUACUACAGUCUUAUCAGGAUCUGCUCUUACUACAAUAACGAGAGUAACCACAGUGCUGGAUGUGUCAUCGGUUCAAUUAACCCCAUCAGCCUUAACAGAGGUAGUUAUUGUACAUCCUGUGACCACUGUUUACACAACAUCUACAAGUACAGUUCAGGUAACAACCACUACAACAACUAUUGUAUUGACAAGGCCUACUGUGACAACUGUCAUAUCUAGCACAUACUACACAACUGAAGUUAGAACAUCAGUGAGAGUGUUUCUCACUACAGUUACCUCCAGACCUACAGUGAGUACCUAUUCAACAGUCAAUAUAGUCACAACACUUACCCUUACUGUACCACAGAUUAUCACUUCAAGUGAGUUUGUAACAUUGACAACAUUCACUACCCAGACUAUAACUUCAUUAACUACAGUCAUCCUUCAAAACCCAAUAACCACCACAUUAACAUCACUGACUACAUUAACACUGGUAACAACACCAGUCAUCACCACAUUUACUACAUUGACGAGAACUAAUGUGAUCACAAACACUGAUACAGUGACAAGAACUGAAGUUAGUACAUCUGUUCUUGUUUCCCCAAUUAUUAGUACAGUUACAGCUACUGAAACCAGUGUGACAGUGACUUCUCCUCUGGUGAUCUACACGACUACGUCUCAAACAGUAGUUACCACUACUGCUACAGUAAUAGAUAACAAGGCAAUCACAAUUGUUUCUUUCACUACUGUUACUAGUUUAACUAGACCAGUGACCACCAGUAUCAUAACCUCGAUUACCUUGUCCACUCAAACCCUGACCAGACCGAUAACAACGGUUAUCACUUCGACAGUAAUUACUAAUGUGAUAAGUCAGACAAGAGUAAGUCUAACUACUACAGAUACCACACUCACGACUGUCACAUCAGUAACAGAGCCUGUCUUGACUGUUUAUACGACUUUCACAAGGUUUACCACAACAGCCAUUCUUUCUACCACUACUUUCACAACCCUUGUAAUUACAAGGCCAUUCAUAACUACAAUAACAACCAGUUCAACAUUGACUACAAGUACUAGUUUCAUGACUACUACAUUGGUUACUGUAACCACUGGGACAGUAACAACUAUUGUGAGACCUACAACUGUUGUUUUUACUACAAUGACAAUUGUUACCAGACCUAUUCAAGUAACAACUUUAACUACUAUCACGACAUUGACAAGAACUGCUUUCACUACUGUACUGACAGUUACUACUUCAACCUUCCAGGAUGUAACAAUACCUGUAAUCUCUACGUUUACUACUUUGUUAACUACCUCCACAUUUACCCUUGUAACACUAACAAGGACAACAGUUACAGAAACUGCCGUUCUUACAUUCAGUGCUGUAUAUUCAACUGAAAUAUCUUAUACUACAAUUACUACCACUUACUUUCCACCUCCUUAUGUAUCUACUGUCAUAGUUAGCGCUACUGACACCUCUUUUAUUACACAAACUGCAGUAGAGUCCUUGAUAACAAAGACAACAUUGACAUCUACAACAACAGUGUACACAGUUUCUAGUCCUAUUACUGUAACUACUAUCAUAACUUCAACUACUGUAGAUAUUCCAGCAACAACACUUACUGUAACAAGCGUUUUGAUUUACACAGCCAAUAUUCCAAAACAUAUAACUCAAAUCGUUGGGGUGACAACAUUAUAUACCACUAUAUCUACCCCAGUAACACUUCAAAUUCCUGUAUACAAUGCUAUUAGUACUACUGUAACUAUUUCUACUUACACUACAAUUACAAAGCUUACCACUGUUUUAACACUGGAGAGAACUGGCACUGCUACAGUUACAGUUCCGUAUGUUAGCACUGUAAUAACAACAGUAGUUCAAGAAUAUAUUACCACCAGGCCACAAUUAACUCUGGUAACCCCAAGAACUUUCAGCACUACCCUGACCAUCACAGCACCUUCUAGAAUUACAUUCAGUCUAGCCACUCUGCCAACAGUGGCUAUCUGCCUACCAACUGAUGCGGUUUAUAAAACUGUAGCUAGGCUUCCAGAGCAUUUCCCACUUCCACUUAUUCCUGCUGGGAUACCAUAAUAUGUAUGCUGUUGUCUCAUUAGUUGAACAUGAAACAAUUUGCUAACCACGUCUGUGAUGUGUAACUUUUUGCUAAUAUAAUUUUAUCCAUUUUUAUCUCUGGAGUAGUCCUUUAUUUAUAAUCCUACAGACUUGUUGUAGAGUUCUUUUGAUAAAUAAAUUUUAAGUAACCUUG
Molecule: messenger RNA, 3365 nt
Organism: Macrobrachium nipponense
Lineage: Eukaryota; Metazoa; Arthropoda; Malacostraca; Decapoda; Palaemonidae
Product: mucin-2-like
Exons: 7
Coding region: 152-3190 (1012 amino acids)
Source: RefSeq, a predicted model, not a curated record